AUGAUGAUCAAGUCUGCCGCUCUUCUUGUUACCCUUUUCCCGACCCUCGCUUGGUCUUGCGCCACUUACCACUUCUGCCUUUGUCAAAAUGGCGACAAUAGUUUCAACGACGCAGUUAUAAAGAAGGCUUGUGGCAACUUCGGAGGAAGCUAUAUGAAGUUUGAUGAUGGUCGCUAUUACUGUGUAGCCGGGUCAGCUAACGCUGGUAUUGGUGGCGUGCAGCCACUGUUGCUGAGCAACUGCCGCUUUAGAAAGGCGUGCAACAACUACGGUGCUGCUGGAGACUCCAACUGUUGGGCGAAGGAUUAG
Messenger RNA from Colletotrichum spaethianum, 309 nucleotides. RefSeq lists its product as uncharacterized. The transcript is spliced from 2 exons. The coding region runs from base 1 to 309 and encodes 102 amino acids. Lineage: Eukaryota; Fungi; Ascomycota; Sordariomycetes; Glomerellales; Glomerellaceae. The record is from RefSeq and is a predicted model, not a curated record.